UGGCUGUUCGCCGGCAGUGCCUUUGAAGGGCGGCGGGAGGCGGCGAGCGCGAUGGCGAGCUUGGGUCUUCUGCUGAGAGUGCUGGGCCUGGUCCUGUGCGGGGCGGCGAGCCUUGGGCUGUCCGCUCCUACCGCCCCCACCUCCAAGGAGCCCAUCAUCGGAAUAUUAAUGCAAACGUGCCAUAAUGAGAACAUGAAAAUCCUGGGAAAAUACUAUAUUGCUGCAUCCUAUGUAAAGUAUCUGGAGUCCGCAGGUGCAAGAGUUGUACCCGUAAGGCUUGAUCUUAAAGAUGAAGAGUAUGAAAAGCUUUUCAAGUCUAUUAAUGGGAUCCUUUUCCCUGGAGGAAGUGUUGACCUCAUGAAUUCAGGUUACGCCCACGUGGCCAAAAUAUUUUACAAGUUGGCCAUACAGGGUUUUGGUAAUGGAGACUAUUUUCCCACGUGGGGGACCUGCCUUGGAUUUGAAGAGCUUACGUAUCUGGUCAGUGGAGAGAGCUUAUUAACCCUCACAGAUACUGUUGGAAUUAAAAUGCCACUGAACUUCACUAGAGGUCCAUUGCAGAGCAGAAUGUUCCAGAAUUUUCCUGCUGACUUGUUGCUGUCAUUAGCAAUAGAACCUCUGACUGCAAACUUCCACAAGUGGAGCCUCUCUGUGAAGAAUUUUACAAUGAAUGAAAAGUUAAAGGCGUUUUUCAAUAUAUUAACUACAAAUACAGAUGGCUCUAUUGAGUUUAUUUCAACAAUGGAAGCGAUACUGCAGCUUAAGUACGUGCUGCAGACAACAGCGAAAAGUGUGACUGACAUACAGGAAAACACCUUCCUAAGUAAAUACAUUGAUGAAGUGACAGUAAGGGUGUUCAGGCCCCAAAUUGCAGGAGGUAAGUGGAGUAUUUAAACCAGCCUUAUUAUUGAGUCAGGAGAGCUUGAGAUGAAGCUCAGGAACCCCCUCCCUGGAGAGUACCCCCGUGGAGCAGGACGCGGAAGGCUGGACCCUCCGUGAAUCCUGCCUGCACAACUGCAGGGAGAGUUUGCCAUCCUGAACCGUAGCGCUAAGCGGGUGGGCUGGUAAAUCAGUAAAGCCCCGAGUGUUUUCAUGACAGGCCGGUCUAGCGUGGCCCACGCUAUAAGACCUGGGAAGUUCGGCACAUCUUGAGUCAAAAAGUGCGUUUGAAGUUAUAUCGGACUGAUAGUGCCUCAACGUGCGUGUCAGAAACAAACGUCAGUAGUGCUCUCUGGAGGAACCUGCAUUUUUCCGGGACUUUUAAGAAGUUUCCAUAUGAGGUUUUAAGGAAAGUGAUUGGUUCACAGCCAAAACAUCACAAGUGCACAAGGAAGCAAAGUACCAUGAAUGAGAGCUUGCAGAAGCAGUAGGUGGUUUCUCAGCUGGCGAGACUGAUUGGUGCUACUGGCGAGGCCCGAGCACUGGACUGGAGUCAACUGGGACGAGGCAGAAGUAGUUCCCGCUACUCGCAGGUUGUGGCCGUGUCACUGGCUCCCUUGUUGGGGGAGGUCAGAUGUCUGAAGGUUCAGAAACGACCUCCCCGGAAUUCUGGGAAGGCUGACGAGUCCAGUCUGAAGUGAACCACUCUGAGCUUCUCUCUCUAACCCUGUUUCCCCUCCUGUAUUUCUUACUUUAGUUGACAGCGUUGCCAUUCGCCACAUCAUCUAGUGUUGGCUGUCCUUGACUUCCGGCCCUCAUCCUCCACAUCUAAGAAGUCCGUGCCACUUGCUACUUCCCACAUCCUUCUUGGGAAUUCCUCUUCCCAGAUCUCUCUGCUCCUCCUGUCCGACUGCAACAUAAACCACCCGCCGCCUGUGUUGCCGCAGGCGCUCCUAACUGUUCCACAGACCUGCCUUCCAGCCGGUCACCAGCAAUCCCCCGAGAUUCCAGUCUGACCACAUUGCUUGGGGAGAAAGCUCCUCAGUGGCUCUUCAGCGCUUGGAGGAUGGAGUCUGGAUUUCCCAGUCAUUUACUCAAGGUCUCCCCCACAGCCAUCGCUAGCCUGGAUUCCUUGCACCCUGUUCAGUACACACAGCCCUCCACAGAGCAGCACUUCUGGCCCCCGUGCUUUUCCUUACGUUCUUUCCUCUCCUCUGAAAAGCUUUCCUUCCUCCCCAUUCCCUUCUGCUGAUGGCCUCUUAGCUAGCUUUAAGAACUCAGGGCAGUGGUCAGCUCCUGGAGGCCAUCCCUGCCCGUUAUCCUUUCUUGCCACAUCCUCAGUGCUCCUCCUUUAUACUUGCUCUGCACUUCCUAGGAAUGUCUCUUUGCACUUAUUUGCUCAUGUUCUGUCUUUCCUCCUAGGCUAAGACCUCACUGAGAGCUGGGACUCUGUCAUUCUUUGUGUUUCCAGGACUUUAUGGAAAUCUCAGUAGAUGUCGAAUAGAUGAGUAAUUAUUUAAAUGAAAGAGUAUUGGCUUGGAAAUUAGGGAAUAGGACUUCAUGUUGGUUCUGUUCCUGGCUAUGUCAUCAUACCAGGCUCAUUUGAAAUUUUUAUCUUCUGAAAGUUUUCUGACACCUACUAGAUAGAAACACUUGAGAUGCUCCUAUAUGCGCAUUUCCUUCCUGUUCUUGAUAUUUUGUUCUAAAUUAGUGAGCCAGGGCAUGAUUCCUAGAGUUGUCAGGAACCUGCAUUGAUCUUUUAUUGACGCAGUUUACAAAAAAUGAGUAAAUCUCAACUUGCUUCUGAAUGUCAGUGUGUAUCUCUGUCCUAUCCAUUCAUCUAUCUGAAAAAUCUUUAUUACAAUUUAUCACUUAGGGUAUUUCUUUUUUUAAAUAAAUUUAAUUAAUUA
Molecule: messenger RNA, 2789 nt
Organism: Delphinapterus leucas (beluga whale)
Lineage: Eukaryota; Metazoa; Chordata; Mammalia; Artiodactyla; Monodontidae
Source: RefSeq, a predicted model, not a curated record